Messenger RNA from Suillus bovinus, 387 nucleotides. RefSeq lists its product as uncharacterized. Lineage: Eukaryota; Fungi; Basidiomycota; Agaricomycetes; Boletales; Suillaceae. The transcript is spliced from 2 exons. The coding region runs from base 1 to 387 and encodes 128 amino acids. The record is from RefSeq and is a predicted model, not a curated record.
AUGCCUCCUUCUAAGCCAGCCCCAUCGCAGCCAGAUCCAAUGGAUACUCUCGGCCCUAUACAUAGACUUCGCCCGGAACUAGUCAUCAUUUUUCGAUCGUGGGGAAAGAAGAAUCCCCUCACGAAGGGACAGGCCCUGGAAGAACUUAAAUCAAAAUGGAUCGAUGAAAGUUCAAGGAAGGGGGAUGAGAGCGUAGAAUGCGAUGCACUUGUCAUGAUGCUACUAGUUUGGGUGGCUCCUGUAUUCUUUGUACAUGUGCGCCGGAUCCGCCUUUUGGCUGCUGCACCGCAUGCACCUUGGAUUCCGGACCCUGAAAUCCAUGGUCUUUGGCAUGGGCAACCUUCAGCACGUCAGGUCACAUGGGCAUUAUUAUCUGUGCUGCCAUGA